UGAUCUAUGUUUGGCACUGUAUUUCUAAUUAUAUUACUACUGGCAUUAAGGAAACCAUAGAAUCCUUCAGAAUAUAUGUUUCUUAAUUUCUGAAAUGAAUGCAGAAUGGGGUCCCAAGUGGCCCUUCUGGUGACAAGAUGAUUAUUAUGUUCACAGUUAAAACCACUGACCAAGCACAGAGUCUAAGGAAUGCUGACCAGGGAAAAUGAUUUCUCCCCGAAUUUCCACAAAGAAGGAAUCCACAAUUUUAAUCUUCCAUCCUAAGGGAACAGAGAAUGUCCCCAGGGGAGAGUCUCCCCACUAUAACCCUGACCCAUAUCAAUGACUGUUUCUUUAUCUCAUUGUCUACCCACAGGAGCACGCACUGCCCUCAUCCUACGUGCCUUGCUUCCACAAGGGCCCCACGGGGUGAUUCAGGUAAAUACCCAGAAUCAGGAUGUUAGUCGGAGUAUCUUCCUCUCAGGCCAGGCCUGCGGUGGCUGCCCUGAGUAAUGCAGCAGGGAUAUGUAAAGUGCAGAGAACUCUAGAAAAGGUAGAGUAUGCUGACUAGGUCAGGUGGAGGCCCAAACCAGAGCCUUUCAGAUGAAGUUUUAUCCAAUCAGAAAAAGGAGUCUAAGCUGACACUUGUGUUGCUACUAGAAAGUCUGUGUGAGGAGGCCUGUGAGACAGGGAAAUCCCCAAGUCUGAUGCAGCCUCCACUGUACAGGCCCAGAACAGAAUCGAGGGAAUUUCCCCCCUUAGGACAGGAGGUAGGGGAUGCGCCAGAGUUUUCUGCUUAUUCUGAGGGACCCUGAGGUAGAUGCUGAGGGAACUGAAGCACCUUUAAGAUCUUUCUUUGACCAUUCUUCUUUGGCCCCCAAUCCUACUUCAGGUCUGAGUUUGAUGUUCCUUCUUUAUGUUUCCCUCCCACCAUGGAAACCUUUACUUUGUAGUUAUCUUGAUCCUGAGUAUACCACUGCUAGUGGAAGCCCAGCGAUGAAUUUCCCAGUCUCAGGUGCUCUGGAACUAUGCACCCAAUACAGAAUACUGGAAUAACUCACUGCCUCCAUGUGUCAUUAAUGGAAACUUCUCGUUAUCCCUUCCCUAUUUCUUUUUACCUGGUGGACUCCUUAAAUUCUGCUUUUAGAUCCUGUAGUUUAUUUUAGAAGGAGAACUAAAAUACAGAGAAGAGAGAGAGGGAGGGAGAGAAAAAGAGAAGGGGAGAGAUACUUAUUGUCUUGUCUGCCAGGUACUGUUCUAAUUACUCUGUAACCAUUUAGUACUGCCCCUAGUCAUGGGCAAGAGGAGACUGAUAAAUAACAAAUUUAUUUUAGAAAGUACAUCGAUACUUCUGCCAUCCAGGGUUUGAUGUUUAGGACUGACACAGUACAAUCUGUGGCUCUAAACAUGUGUUCCCUUAUUAACACUAUUCAGGCCCCAGGAAAUGCUUCUCCACAGCUUUUGCUCUCUAUCCUUGAAACUAAAGGUGACUGUGUCCGAAUGUUGUGAAUGUUUGUGGACUGCGCCUUUGCUGAAAUCAGAUGAAACUGUUUCAUGGUUCAGGGAAGAUUUAAGCAGCUGAAGAGCUUAUAAGGGAAAAGUCAAUAUAACUUUUCAAAUAUUUUCAUUCAAAAAGCACAGAUACAAUAGAUUCUUGCAUAAUGAAUAAGCACUUGCCAGCAAGGUGUCAAGUUUUCUGUUUGUGAUAUUCCCAAAGGAUUACACAUGAUAGCAAAGAGACAUUUUGCAAUAUUAAAGCAGUCAUAUUACUGUUAAGUUUGUAUAUAUAAAGAUCUAGAUAUAAAAUGUAUGAAACAUGAUCCACAUUUUACAAAGAGAAGCCUGAGGCAAAAAGAGGUUCAGUAAUUUCAACAAACAAAGCAGCUCAAAAUCAUUUCCCUCUCAAAGUUCUGCUCUUUCUACCACAAUUUAAGGCUCUCAGUGUCUAAGAUAAUAGAAGUGAACAUCUCUGUGACAAUAACUUUCUCUCCCCUGAUAUAUGUUCUCCACUUAUUUUUCUCUACUAAAAACCCCAAAUAUAAGAACGAUAGAUUUUAAAUAUAUAUCACCAAGGUGCCUACUCUUGAAUCAUUUUUCUUUUGGUUCUUUAAGCCCCUAAGGCAUUCAAUCUUCAGAUCUCCUAUAACAGAGAAAAUCUUCACCUCAAAGGUUCAUCUAGUGUGAUUUGACGAAGACAUAGUGCCAGGCUUUGGAUUGAGAACUUUCUCAAAAAAUCAUCUGCCCAGAGACAGAUGAGGUACUUCAGCUCCAGUGCUGAUUGGUUCCUUUCCUAGGGUCUCUCCAAUCCUACCCUGCAUGGAUGCUUUCACAGUUUCUUAUUCUCUGAAGUGGGUGCCUCAGAGUGGGUACACCAGGUGUGAGCUGUGUUGACUACCAUUUCUUAUUUCUUUGCUCUCAGUUAUGUCUGGGAUGAUGGCUCUGCAGAUCCCCAGAGGCCUUUGGACAGCAGCUGUGAUGGUGACCCUGGUGGUGCUGAGCACCCCAGUGGCUGAAGGCAGAGACUCUCCACAGGAUUUCGUGUACCAGUUUAAGAGCUACUGCUACUUCACCAACGGGACGGAGCGGGUGCGGCUGUUGAACAGAUACGUCUAUAACCUGGAGGAGUACGUGGGCUUCGACAGCGACGUGGGGGAAUUCCGCGCGGUGACCGAGCUCGGGCGGCAUACCGCCGAGUACUGGAACUCGCAGGCGGACAUCUUGGAGCAGACGCGGGCCGUGGUGGACACGGUGUGCAGACACAACUACCAGUUGGAGACCCACAUGUCCUUGAAGCGGCGAGUGAUACCCACAGUGACUGUCUCCCCAUCCAAGACAGAGGCUCUAAAUCACCACAACCUGCUGGUUUGCUCAGUGACAGAUUUCUAUCCAGGCCAGAUCAAAGUUCGGUGGUUCCGGAAUGACCAGGAGGAGACAGCCGGCAUUGUGUCCACCCCCCUAAUUAGGAAUGGGGACUGGACUUUCCAGAUCAUUGUGAUGCUAGAAAUGACUCCCCAGCAAGGAGAUGUCUACACCUGCCACGUGGAGCACCCCAGCCUCCAGAGCCCUACCACAGUGGAGUGGCGAGCACAGUCUGAAUCUGCUCAGAGCAAGAUGCUGAGUGGCGUUGGAGGCUUCGUGCUGGGGCUGAUCUUCCUUGUUCUGGGCCUUUUCAUCCGUCACAGGAAACAGAAGGGGCUCCUGCACUGACUCCUGAGGAUACUUCUGAUAUGCCUGCCUGUCCUUGCCCAGAAUUCCCAGCUGCCUGUCACCUUGUCCCUCUGAGAUUAGAGUCCUACGGUGACUCUGAUGCAGUUGCCAGGUCACCUCCUGCGAACCCCACCCCAGGGAUCUGACUGUAAUGCUGCUUCCUGCAUUGAUCCUGGAGCCUCUGCCGGUGCGAUGCCAGCAGCAAUUGCUCAGGACCCAAGGCAUUUUUUUCUGUUUCUAUUCCCCCCUACCAACUAUUCAAGAGGAGCUCAUUGAAACCAUUUACUUGCCUAUACAGCUUUAAUCAUAAUUAAACGUAUUAUGAGUUUUCUGUAUCCUGAACCUCCUUAAAUGAGUAAAGGUAGCAAAACACUGCAGAAUGAAAGAAUAUAUUUUGAGAUGACCCAACCAACCUGGGACCAGAAGGAGGGGUUGUUCUUUGAAAGGAGACUAGAAGCAUCUUAGGGUGUCAUGUAAGAGUGGGAAGAGGAGAUAAAAGAUCAUUUCAAUUGUAACAUUCUUCAUAGUUCUUUAGUAUUGAUGUUGAUUGCAGUGGCCUUAGGAUAUGCUGGCCUCUUCCAGUUUGGUGAGAAUUCUGUAAGUAAGCAUAGUGGAAUUGUUUAUGGACCGAUACACUGGCCUUGGGUCACUGAUGUUUCAAAUAUAUCCUGGCAAGUCAUAUUGA
Messenger RNA from Pteropus alecto (black flying fox), 3871 nucleotides. RefSeq names its product HLA class II histocompatibility antigen, DQ beta 1 chain-like. Gene Ontology annotation, molecular function: MHC class II protein complex binding. The transcript is spliced from 6 exons. Gene Ontology annotation, cellular component: MHC class II protein complex; membrane. Lineage: Eukaryota; Metazoa; Chordata; Mammalia; Chiroptera; Pteropodidae. Gene Ontology annotation, biological process: immunoglobulin production involved in immunoglobulin-mediated immune response; peptide antigen assembly with MHC class II protein complex; positive regulation of T cell activation. The record is from RefSeq and is a predicted model, not a curated record. The coding region runs from base 2401 to 3186 and encodes 261 amino acids.